AACCUCGUCUGUCAGAAAGUGCUUCAUAACCGGGAUCUGUCAUUGAAAAGUGGGAAAAGAAAUUUGGUUUGCCAGUGAGUUUCCAAGCAAUUUCGUAUUUUUAAGUGAUAUAGGUUUAGAAUUAUGCUGAAACAAGAGCAAAUUUUGCACAUCGAACCUCAGAAUGAUCUUAAGUUUACAGGGCCAUUCAACGUCCCUGUAACGUCGUACAUGAAGCUGACUAACCCGUCAGAUCAGAAAGUUUUAUUUAAAAUUAAAACCACAGCCCCGAAAAAGUAUUGCGUCCGGCCAAAUUCCGGAAUACUAGAUCCAGGAAAAUCAACAGAAAUAGCAAUUUGCCUGCAACCUUUUGUCUAUGACCCAGCUGAAAAAAACAAGCAUAAAUUUAUGGUUCAAACUACUUUCGCUCCGGAGCAUGGCGACACCAACCUAGAACAGAUAUGGAAAGAAAUCAGCCCAGAAAAACUGAUGGACUCUAAAUUGAAGUGUGUUUUUGAAUUGCCUCCAGAAGAACUAAACCAAUCUGAGACUCAACAUAGAUCAGGGAACACAACAGAGUCGGGUGAGUUUGGAACCAGUGACCACCACUCCAAACCAGCCAAGGUUAAUGCCGAGGUGGAUAUUGAGCUGGACAAAGCAGUAAAGGAAGUUCAGCAACUUAGAGAAUCUGAAAGCGAGUUGAGGCAAGAAAAUCUUCGUUUGAAGGAGGAGAUUUUGAUUUUAAAGAAACAGAGGGGUCUGGCCACCCCUAACAGAUAUGCGCCCCCUGUGGAGCAACCUCAAACUAUGUUAUUGGUAGGAGUAGCUAUCAUUGUAGGGUUGUUGGGCUUCAUCUUUGGGAAAUAUGCGCUCUGAAACGAUAGGCCUCCAUCAUCCCACUACAACACUCCACUGUAAUGUAUAUUUAUUAAAAAUUUCAAAAAUACAUCUUAUAAAAAUCAGAUUAACAGUAACUCUUGUAUUAUACAUUUUGGAGAAAUUCUGUGGGCAUUUUUAGGCCGGGCCUUUUAGUAGAUUUAUAUCUUUUAAUUUCAAUCAAAGCUAUGUGAACAGUGAAAACACUAUUUCAACAAAAAGUGUGUGUUGUUUUUUUGUAACAGGCAUUUUAUUACUCGUUUAGUUUCAUUUUUGUACAUAUAAAGCUAGUAAUGUAUAAAAUACAAAAGAAAACAGUAUUCUGCUCGCUAUUUGCUCUCGUCCUAAAAUUUUCUUUUUAACGACUUACGACAACUUUGCCCGUCAAAUUUUCGCAAUAACUUUUAAUUUCGUACAUCGAACUAACAUAAAAAUGGGGACGGCCACGUUUGGCAACAGUGCAAUCUGCAGCUUCUAAUCGGCAGUUGCCGGAUUUGUCAUAUUGCAAACAGCCUAUUGCCAUACGUCGAUUAGUUUACUUUGAUGUGUAGGGUAAGGUUGAGAGUUAUAUUGACUUCAGUUAAAUAGACCACCGUUAUUAAUGAGUAAGGCAUUUCUUUCUUGUAACCUUCUAUGUUAUAAAUUGUUUUGUUUUACUUGUCUUAAUAUAGGAACUUUAAUUUGAAAGUAUUUUUGUUCAUUGUGGGACAGGGGUUGGGACGAAACGGCAGGCACAAAAUUAAUCAACAAUUUUAAUUAUUAAUUUUUCAAAGAAACUUCCACAGGCUACUGUAAUAUUUUUUACAAAACUUCUGGAUUCCUCCUGCGUCGGUUUUUGCUGAGUUUCGCCAAUCAUCCUGUUGGCUUCUUCAAAGCUUGACUGAAACUGGCUCGCGUUUUACUCUGUACCUGCUUAUAUAUUAUUUGAGGGAGGCGGAGCUAAAUGAGGGGCAUAAACACCGUCUCGGAUGACUGAUUCCCAAAUUGGUGACAGGUAAAGACCUGAGUGGCGGUUAAGAUUGUUAGGUUGUUUAUAGAUUUCUAUAGACUAUCGGAUUUCGGAUAGAGAAACUGAUUACAUGCAAGAAUUUUAGUUUUAUCGAAAAAAAUUUUGUCUGAUUUCAUGGGUGUUUUCGGCAACAGCUGAUGAGUUUAUUUAUCUUAGUCGUAAGGUUCUUUCGUGUUCUUUGAGCCUAGUUGGUAUUUUUCGUCCGAUUUCUCAAUUGGAAUUUUGUCUUUGACGGACCGAAGAUGUUGAGAGAUUUUUGGACAAGUGGUAAUCUGGUUUUGACGUUAUACUUCUUUAGAACUUUUGAUAUGUGAUCAGUGUUGUUUUGAAUGUAAGGAAGGACCACAGUGGCAAGUGUAAGAUCGCUUUCGGCCUCAUUGCUAUUGGAAGGUUGUGGUCAAGUGUAUUUUUUAAUGGAGCACUUAAUAUCUUUAACGUGGGAAUUAUUAGAGAGAAGAGCAGAGGUUAGGUGUUUUAAUUCUGUUUUCAGAGACUCGAGCUGAGAUAGUUUUACGGCUCUGUAAACAAGAGAGUUGAUAACCGAUGAUUUUUGGGCUGGAUGGUGAUGUGACCAUGCAUUAAGGUAUCGGUCUGUGUACGUAGGUUUUCUGUAAACACAAUGACCCAAUGUUAGGUCUGAUUUUCUAUUGAUAAGAAUAUCUAAGAAUGGAUGGUUAUUAUUAGUUUCCAACUCAAUGGUAAAACGUAUGUUAGGGUGUACAGAGUUUAAAUGUCUAAGAAAAUCUACUAGGGUCUCUUGCCAUGAAGUCAAAUAACAAAAGAAUCAUCGACGUAGCGUUUCCAUGAUUUUGGUCGAGAGCUUUCUUCUCAAAGGCGAUGACGGGUGAUAGUGGAGAAUCCAUAGCUGUUCCCGACGUGUAUUCAAAAAUUUGACCGUUAUAAGAAAAAUAUGUUCCUGAUGGUUCCAAAUUCUCGGAUUUUAAUAUAUCUGAAAUGAUUUCAAGAGUUUCAGGAAUAGGAAAUAUGGUAAAGAGGGAUUCUACGUUGAAACUAGAAUAUCUCUUGUAUCUAAUGUAAUGCUUUUUAAUUGUUCAAUGAAGUGAAAGGAAUUAAGUACGAAACUGUCAGUUUUCCCUGUAAGGGGUUUUAAUAAGGAAGCUAGAUAUUUUGCUAGAGAAUAUGUUGGAGGGGUAACAGAUUUUUUCACGGAGUCUGAUAGAGAAGAAGCCUUAAUAGAUUUGAGGUUGCGAUCCAUAGUUGAUGUAGGAUCUUUUUUAAGUUGACCAUAUGAUCCGUCUGUAAGAAUAUCUUGAAUCUUUUCCUGAUAUUCAUUUGUGUCCAUGACUAGCGUAGUAUUUCCUUUAUCUGCUUUUAGGAUUACGACGUCUGGAUUGGAUUUUACAGAUUUUAGGGCAAUGCGUUCAGGCUUUGCAAUAUUGGAUUUAGGAGGUUUUGAUUUUUUAAGAAUUUUUGCGGUUUCAAAUCGAAUUUCGUUAGCUGUUUGAGAUGGCAGUUUGUUUAGGAUAGACUCGACAUUUGAAAUGAUUUCCUCUUUUGGGAUAAUAUGGGUGGACGAAGUUGGAACCUUUUGAAACUACUAAUUUUUCCGUUUCCGAAAGUUGGUGCGAUAUACAUUUAUUACAGUGUUUGGUAGUUUAAAAGAGUUUGAAGGCCCCCCUCAAACAAUAUAUAAGCAGAUACAGAGUAAAAUACGAGUCAGUUUCAGUCAAGCUCUGAAGAAGCCAACAGGAUGAUUGGCGAAACGUCAGCAAUUUUGACUCAGCAAAAACCGACGCAGUAGGAAUCCAGAAGUUUUGUAAAAAGUAAUUUUAAUUAUUAAUUAUUAAAUGGAUAUUUUUGUUAGUUUUGAUGAAGUUUGGGUCAAUCUUACUAUUGUGCAUUCAAAAAUAUAAAAUUAAAAUUUGAUGUGGCAAAUAUCCUGCACCUGAACGUGGUACUUAUUCAUUUCAAAUAUACAAGGUGCUUCGCAAAUAUUUGGCUUGUUCUGCAGAUUCAUAUUUUUUCGGCUCUAACUUUUGAAUUGUUUUGUAUAAUUUAAUAAAGUUUUAGUAUUCUGUGUAGGACAUGGAGAUUCAUAAAACCAUACUGCAGUAGAUGUUUUGAGUCAAAAUUUUGACAGGUGUCAUUUAACAGAGCUAAAAAAACCCUUCAGACCUAGCACCAAGUUGGUAAGUUUGGGGUCAAUAGGUAUUUUUAGUUCCUGAAUUAAAAAAGCAUAAAUAAAAUUACCUAGUCCUUGGCGAAAUAUUUUUCGUCGAACAAAUUUGCAAAUGGACUUAACAAUUUUAAUCUAAUUAGAGAUAAGUUAGACUCGUAUCACUACACAUAAAUUUGCCACAUUCCAAGGCAUCUGGAUAACGUUUGUUAAAGGUAUUAAUAAAAAAAAAACGAUUAGAAUUUGUUGCCAAUUAGGGGCAUGCAAUGAAUUGUUUUUUUUUUCUCGAAAAUGAAAAAGUUUAAGAGACAAAAGUAUUGCACCUUUUAAAUUUUUCGAACAUUGUUUCUGUACACCCUGUAUAUGGGUUGCUAAAGUUACUUUUAGCUUACAACAUUUUUUAAAAUUAACACUAAACGUCAGGAAGUCAAAGAAAUUAACCAUGAGAACUAAAAUACUGCCUCUUGUUGCAAAUAUUACUUUGUAAAUGUCAUUUUAUUUCAUUAUCUUUUCCUUUUAGAUCACCAUGUAGUACCCAUAUUAUUCACAAUACCCAUAAGAUAGGUUCUAGGGUACUUUACCCUAAUGUCACAAUGUGAAAAUGGCGCC
Messenger RNA from Cylas formicarius (sweet potato weevil), 4610 nucleotides. RefSeq names its product vesicle-associated membrane protein-associated protein B-like. The record is from RefSeq and is a predicted model, not a curated record. Gene Ontology annotation, molecular function: FFAT motif binding. Gene Ontology annotation, biological process: endoplasmic reticulum membrane organization. The transcript has 4 exons. Gene Ontology annotation, cellular component: endoplasmic reticulum membrane; plasma membrane. Lineage: Eukaryota; Metazoa; Arthropoda; Insecta; Coleoptera; Brentidae. The coding region runs from base 124 to 855 and encodes 243 amino acids.